AAAGCUUAAAGGACGACUUCGGUCUGUAAUACAGCGGUCAUUUGCGUUGUGUUUGUAACGUAAUUUUUGUGCUUGUAGUCAAAUAUCCGUGUAUCCGUGACAGGACGGUUGAGCAGUGAAAUUAUUUUUGAUACGGAUGUUUAAAACAUCCGUGUAGUUUAGUAUUGUAGUCGGUUAUUUUGUUCAGUUUGCAGUAUGUUUGUACGUAAAGGACUCGGAUCAGUGCACUGCGCAUGCGCGUUAACUAACACGUGCAGGAAGGCUUCUCAGAUCAGACCCAGGGUGGUGUUGGGCAUCGAGACGAGCUGUGAUGAGACAGGAGCUGCUGUGGUGGACGAGACUGGGCAGAUCCGUGGAGAGUCUUUACACUCACAGAAACAAGUGCAUGUGAAAGCAGGAGGCAUCAUUCCGCCCGUCGCCCAGCGCCUCCAUCGAGAGAACAUCAGCAGAGUGGUGCAGGAGGCUCUGGACAGGAGCGGCGUUAUGGCGCGAGAACUCGACGCCGUGGCCACGACGGUCAAACCGGGUCUGGCACUGAGCCUCGGCGUCGGCUUACACUUCAGCCUGAAUUUCGUUAGACAAUACGAAAAGCCUUUCAUCCCCAUCCAUCACAUGGAGGCCCACGCUCUGACUGUCAGGAUGCUCCAGCACGUGGAGUUCCCGUUUCUGGUGCUGCUCGUGUCAGGAGGUCAUUCUCUCCUGGCGCUGGCGAGAGGCAUCGAUGAUUUCUUACUGUUGGGCCAAACGCUAGACGAGGCUCCAGGAGACACUUUGGAUAAGGUGGCGAGACGUCUGUCUCUGGUGAAGCACCCGAAGUGUCUCGGUCUCAGCGGCGGACAAGCGAUCGAGGUUUUAGCGAAAGAAGGCGAUCGUCUGCGGUUCGGCUUUAAACCGCCGAUGGGUCAAAACUACGACUGCAACUUCUCCUUCGCUGGCAUUCGCAAUCAAGUGACCAUGGCUAUAAUGAAGAAAGAAAAGCUGGAGGGCAUCGAGCCGGGGCAGUUACUCUCCUGUGUGCAGGACAUCGCUGCAGCAGCGCAGCACACCGUCGCAUCCCACAUCGCCAAACGCACACACAGAGCCGUUUUAUUCUGCAGAGCUCGUGGCCUUUUACCCCAAAACAACCCGACGCUGGUCGUAUCCGGAGGAGUAGCAAGCAAUGAAUACAUCAGAGAGACACUGAGGAUCGUCACUGACGCUACAGACAUGCAGUUACUCUGUCCUCCGGCUAAAUUCUGCACGGACAACGGAGUGAUGAUCGCAUGGAACGGUGUGGAGAGAUUAAAGGCGGAAAAAGGGGUCGUGUCACACACUCAGGAGGUCAUCUAUGAGCCCAGAGCUCCUCUGGGCAGAGAUAUCUCUGCUGAUGUGAGGGAGGCUACCAUCAAGCUUCCUGCCUUAAAACUGAAGAUUAAAAGGUAGAGAGGAUUCAACAGUGUACAUUAGUAAAUAAAAUGAGGAAAUAAAGAGUGCUGUAGCUUGG
Tachysurus fulvidraco (yellow catfish) is the source of this 1483-nucleotide messenger RNA. It is a transcript of the gene osgepl1, whose product is annotated as O-sialoglycoprotein endopeptidase-like 1. Gene Ontology annotation, cellular component: mitochondrion. The record is from RefSeq and is a predicted model, not a curated record. The coding region runs from base 196 to 1422 and encodes 408 amino acids. The transcript has 7 exons. Gene Ontology annotation, biological process: tRNA threonylcarbamoyladenosine modification. Lineage: Eukaryota; Metazoa; Chordata; Actinopteri; Siluriformes; Bagridae.